Messenger RNA from Cladocopium goreaui, 4077 nucleotides. Lineage: Eukaryota; Dinophyceae; Suessiales; Symbiodiniaceae. The record is from the annotation of a GenBank genome assembly.
AUGCGCUUCUUCAACUGCCACAAAAACCUGGAUACAGACCGCAUGAUUGGAGAUAGGAGGGCCAUGAACUAUGUUGAAGGCACAAUUCCCGGAGCAUCACGUUGUCUGCCUUCAGCUCUUCUUUUGGCAAAUUUGGAGUUGAAACCUGGAGUUGAGAAAGUUUGCAUUUACAUCUCUGACAGAAAGGAUUUCUAUCACCAGUUCAAAGUGAGCAAAGAGCGGGCCUCUUCAAAUGCCUUGUGGCCCCUAAUCCACCAAAGCGACCUGGAGGGCACUUUUGCUUUUGCGUCUUGGUGUGAAAGGAAUUUGAAGAAGUCCACAUAUGACAGGCUGAAGCAUGGAGACUUCUUCAAGAAGGGCGCUUCUGGUUUUCCCAAGAGGAGGAGCGUGAUCCCAGAGUGGUUUCAAGGUUGCUUUGCCAGCAUUCCUCAAGGUGACCAUUUGGGAGUUGAGUUUGCGGAUUUUCCGUGGAAAAGGGUUGCGUCUGGUUUGGUGAUUGAUGAUUUCUACACGGUGUCAGUGCAGAGCGUUGGUGAUAGCCAUGAGGAGCCCACUUCCCAUUCCCAGUUCCUUCAAGCUUCCCGGGCCUAUGCAGACCAAAAGAUCAUGGGCUCUAAAGAGAAAGAUGUUGUUGGAGCAGACAAGGCCAAGAUCACUGGUGCUGAACUUGACACCUCCGGCGCUCUGAGGGGCUUAGGUAUGGCCACUUUGGCCUCGCCUGCUGCGAAGCGCAUGGCCCUUGCACAUGUUUCUCUGGAGCUUGCGAAAAUGCGUUGGACUACGGAUCAGAUGCAUCUUUGCUUGGUAGGUGGAUGGGUUCACUCCUUGCUUUUUCGCAGGCCUAUGAUGCCCCUGUUGGAUUCCAGUUUUGGCUUUGUUGUGAAUGAUGAGAAGCGAGGUGAUGGUCCAAAGCUCUUGCCGCUGACACGGACUGUGGCUCAGGAGCUGGGGCUUUUGGCAGUCCUAAGCCCCUUGAUGGCCACGGACUUGACCGCCCAGAUGUCAUCCACUGUCUAUGCGACCGAUUCUUCAGACAAGAAGGGUGCGAUAGUUGCCGCAGAGGUGGAUGAAGAAGUUGCCCGAGCACUUUGGCGUUCUGGCAGAAAGAAUGGUGGUUACAUCAGGUUGCUCAACCGCUCUCAGGCCCUGCUCAAAAAGCUUGACCCGUCUUUUGAAGAGCCUGCUUUGCCUGAUGAUGAGAUAGAGCUUGCAGUUGAGAGACCCAUGGCUUUCCGUUUUCAUUUCUUGGCGGUAUGCGGUGGUGUUGGGAAAGUUGCUGCUGCUGCUGCUGUGUCUGGACAUGGAUGGAAUGUAGGGCCCGUCAUCGACCUUGACAGGGGCUACGAUGUGCCUCGAGGGUAUGACCCUUUGGAUCCUCAUACUUUGACAGGCAGCACUUUGGCGCUGAGAUCUCUUUCACUUCUGGAUGUGGCAAGUGACAUGGACUGCCCGGGCCUUUUGAAGCAGCCUCGAAGAACCAAGAUGCGUCGUUUGGAUGAAUGGCAAAGAUUUUUGGAGCUAGGCAAAGCGGAGGAAAUUUGGACAGCAAGUUGCAUGUACGGUAGUGUCCACAACAAGGAGUUCGUUUUCCUAUUUUGCCAUUUGGCUGCCCAGUGCUUGCACAGGAAAUGCGAUAGAAGCCAUCAGCAUGUGAAGGUGCAAGGUCAGUUCGCCAAAACCUCUGCGGUCUAUACGGAUGACCCAGCAGAAGCCCUAGCUGAGGUUUUCAGUCGAGCAAUUGCCAGAAAGCUGCGUAGGGGUGUCCUUUUAGCAUUCGUCAGGUUGUUGCUCUGGAUUCAAAUGUUGGACUUUCUGCUCUUGCCAAAGGUCGCUCUCCCUCCUAUGGACUUCGCCCCUGUAUCAGAAAGACAGGAGCUCUUGGAUUUUGCUGAGGUCACCAUGCUUUCCAGGUGCCUUUGGAUUUUGCCAGUGGAUUUCUCUCGCCUGCGUGUGGUGGGCCGGUUGGUGUGUGGUAUGGGCUUCCGUCUGGGGAAUCCUGGAGACAUGCCCGAAGGAAGCCGUGUGUUGGGACAGACCCAACUCCAACGAGACAGGCUGCUGAACGAAUUCGGCAGGUUGCUUCAACAAGCCUGGGACCUGGCUUACGCAUGGGUGAGACAAGAACCUCCUUGUCACCAUCUGGCGCUACCGUGGCAGGCGGUUUUGAGUUUGGUGGCAACAGCUUUCUACUGGGGCUGGAUGAAAGAGGCGGGAAUCAUAGCACUGUCCUGGGGUGGUCUCACAAGGACUGGCGAAGCCCUUGGGGCUUUCAGAUGGCAGCUGGUCCUACCUAGAGACAUCGAGUACACUGCUGAUUAUGCCCUUUUACAAAUCGACGAACCAAAGACCAGGUAUCGUGCGGCGCGGCACCAGGUUGCAAAGAUCGAUCAAUCGCAAUUGAUGGCUGUCCUGGAUGUCUUGUGGCUUUUGGUGAUGGAGAUCUACGUCCAGGAGAUUUCUGCAAUGCAAUUUAUCCCCAAUCUGCCAUUAGCAUCGAAGCGACAGAUCACCAACGGAGCAGCUCUUUUUCCGUGGAUGUUGGAACAUGUACAGGGCAGCAUUUGGAGAUUGGGUUCGCUUGCGGCCCUACAGUGGAUGGCCUGCACGGUUCCAGUGGAGCCGGGCAAAAAGGUGAAGCCUUUGCUCGAUCUCCUCAAAGCCGGUGGUGGUGUAGUGACCGCUCCAGAUGCAGUGCAGAACAAGGAUUUCCUGAAGGAAUUGGAUGACGUGUUUCCUGAGCUAGCGAUUUACAAACAGGGACGCAUUCAGACAAGCCCUGGAGUGGAGGAGAUCUCAGGGAGUCCAACGGAAUACUAUCGUACUGUGGGUGCGAUUAUUGCAUUGCUAUCGUGCUACUCCACUUCUUUGCAGGAAGAUUUUGGCCUAGAAUGCGUGUCUGCGGGAAAUCGUGGUCCCAUGAGCAUGGACAAGGUGCCGGGGAAGUUCAUCAACCUUGGCAACAAGAAAAAUGACUACAACGAGUUCUGCAGGAAGUUUGCGAUGUUCAUGACCAGUGAAGAUGAUUGGUGGAGCAUGCUUGUCUUCUUGGUGGUGCAUGAUGUUGGGAAGAGCGACGGUUUUCGGAAGGUGGUGAACGACUCCUUGCCAUUUGACAUGCGCUCCGAUGAUCACGACAGAGCUCUCGCUUGUGCGUUGUCAGAUCCGGAGUUAAAGAGGAAGUUGCUACCAACCGUGGCGAAGCUUUCUCCGGCCCGCCAAGAAUCGAUUUUAGCAGGCUUUGGUACAAAUUUUCAGCUCCCACAGCUGGGUCAAGGAGAGAUUGCUUGUAUCAACUUCCGGGGCCUUUUGGACCUGGAUCGAAAGCACUUGAUGAAUGGUACUCUUCACUAUUAUUUCUACCAUUCCAUCUUUGACAUUGCAGGAGCUGGAUGCAAUGAAAAGUUCAUCUUCCCAAUUGCCAUGCAGCCGGUCUACUUGGGCUUCACAGCAGCCAUGGAGGACCUGAUUCAAAAGCUGACUGACAACCCAAAGAUUGAUGACAGGACGCUGUACUUUAAUUUCCUGUACACCAACUUCAAAAAAUCCUAUCCUGAAUUUGAGGCGAAAUUUGCGACCAUGUGUGAGAGCAGAGUCUUCUGCCACGAGACCGGUUUGGCGGUGUUGAGGGUUUUAGCCCUCACGAGGAACACUUACAAAAACCCCAACAAGGUCUGUGAGCUUUUGCUCGAAGAUCACCAUCCCCUUGUGCAGGAGCUCGCUGGCAGCCCUGUUGGUCCACAGAUUAUGCUCUACUAUGGACCAGACUUGUUGAGGAUGGGCUUGGGUGAGGACUUGACUGACCAGAGUGGUGACAACAUGUCCGCAGCUUUGGCAGCCAUCGACCAUGUCUAUAGGGCUGCAAGGAGAACUCUUAUUUUGGCCAAGAGUGGUGACUAUCAGUACCAACUCAACGUGUCGCCCAUCGUGCAGGUCAUCAAAAAGGCGGGCAAAGACUGGAAAGGUGGAAAGCAAUUGGUGGAUAGCGUUCAAGGAAUGAAAGUUAAGAAUAACGACCUGAAUACAGAGGGCAUCGUGGAACUACGAAGGCCCAGCGUCUACUCCUCUCAAGCAACAUGA